This is a messenger RNA of Halteromyces radiatus, 1243 nucleotides long. Its product is annotated as aminotransferase. Gene Ontology annotation, molecular function: catalytic activity. Bases 52 to 1164 code for a protein of 370 amino acids. Lineage: Eukaryota; Fungi; Mucoromycota; Mucoromycetes; Mucorales; Cunninghamellaceae. The transcript is spliced from 5 exons. The record is from RefSeq and is a predicted model, not a curated record.
AGAUCAAACAAAUCAUAUAUCCAAAAAAGGAAAACUUUUAACCUCAGCCUUAUGACAAUAUCUUUUCUUCCCUACUUUUUUCUUCCUUUCCUUUUGUUCUUCUUUUUUAUCACAUUGUACUUGUUUACACGUUCUAUUAGAUUCUUUUCGGCACCUUCGUCAAGGUUCAUCUAUUCCUCAAUAAUACAUUAUUCCUCAAGACAAUUGACCAUGUCCUCCACUAUUAUAGAACAAACCAAUCCACUUGCUUCUGGCCAACAAGCGUCAUAUCAAAUCAAGCAUGGUCAUAUCUCGUUUAAUGAGUUUAUUCUCUCAUAUCCUCGAGGUGCAUAUACUGGAAUGAGAACAGUAGGACGUGGUUCGAUUUUAGAAUUAAAUUCACAUAUGAAAAGAAUAGUCAAUUCACUUACUUUAAUGAAAUUCAAUCCUACUGGAAAGGACGGCGAACCUGAUACUGUCUCAGAUCAACUGGUGUCUUUUCGACAUAUAGAUUCCCUUGAAGAAAAGUUGAUUCCCAUGUUACGAGCUGGUCUGGAAGCUUAUUAUAACCACAUACCUGAAGCUGAACAAGCGAAAGUAUCUCUUAUGGUGACUUAUUCUUUUGAAUUACAACGACCUUGUUUUGCAGCUCAUAUUGGUCACCUCGGUCAACCUCCGAAGCAACGUAUCAAAGUAGAGUUGGAAAAUAAAGCAAGAACUAUGCCAUCAGUCAAGGAUUCACAAUGGGUACGGGAUCGUGCUUCUUUGGAAAAAAGCAAACGACAAGGUAUUAAUGAAGUGGUGCUUAUUGAUGAUCAAGGGAAUGUUUAUGAAGGCAUGGCCUCCAAUUUUUUUGCUGUACGACGAAGAAACAAUAGCUAUGUGAUACAAUGUGCAUCUUUGGAACAUAUACUAUUGGGAACUGUUAUGAAAGUAUUGAUGUCUUUAUGUGAACAAGCAAAAAUCAAUAUUGAAUGGGUAUUUCCAAAGAUACAAGAUGCUCGUAGUGGUAAAUGGGAAGGUUGCUUUUUGACAAGUACAACAAGAUUAUUACUGCCUAUUGAAACGAUCUAUCCCAAGGAUGGCAGUGCACCUAUUGAUUUCCCAGAAUCUGAAUUCAUUCAACAAUUACAACAAAUGGUCAACAAUGAAAUGAAGAAUAAGGCAUAUCCAAUAUUAGAUUGACGAUUAGAUUUAUUUAUUUAUUUAUUUAUUUUGAUAUAUCAAAUUCAAUAAUAAAAUAUAUUACAGAAUUAUCUCUUUU